AUGGAGUCUCCAAUCAAUCCCGCCGUGUGGAAGUUUCUCUUCCAUGGCACAGUUGCCACCCUCUCCGCUGUCUCCCUCUUCUCGCUGUAUCAUGAGCGAUACAAUGUGCUUUCCUCGCUUGACGCUUCCUUCACAGUUCUCUGUAAGGCCAAGACAGACGAGGAUCGGGCUGCAGCGGCUGAGGACAUUCUUAAGAAGCUCAAGGAGGACGCAGCUCAGAAGAAAGAUUCAUCGCGGCUUUCAGCACAGCGUCAAGGGGGAACGUUGUUGCGACUUGCCGCCCUCAGCAAGGACGGAUCCAAUGUGGAGGGGGUAAGCUUGGCAAUCAAGACCAUCGUUUCUGUCUUCGGUGCCGACAAGGAAGGUUGCCGAAAACUGUACAUGCUGGGUGGCUACCGCACAUUGUUAGCGACACUGAGCGAGGCACACCGUCAGGGACGGCAGGAGCUCAUGGAGGAAGUAGCGCAGGCGUUGCACACACUCACGCACGUCAAUGAUGCCGAAGUGGUGUUGGAGACCGACGUGCCAGUAGGCGCCGAGGGUGCCUACGCAUUGGCCCGCAUCCCCGCGACAGUAAAGAUGUUACGCCUUCUCGACCCGCAGAGCCCUAUUCUCUUCCUGAAUGCUCUUACAGGGAUCUUUGCGAAUGUAUGUGCGCUGCGCGUGGGUGCAUUGGCGGUGGGGCAGGGUGUGGAGGGGCGCAGUGGGAUGUCGUACUUCCUCCGCCUGCUUGAGCACGGCAACCAGGGCGUGAUGGAGCACUGCGCUCUCAACAUCCGUUACCUUGCCCGCGCCGGCCUCGGUCACGAGGAACUUGUGGAUGAGGACAACCUGCGGCGCCUCGCAGAAACCUUUACCGUGAACGCUGACCCACGCGUCACGAACUCCAUUCUUACCAUUAUCUUGCUUAUGUGCGACAGCAAGCACGGCGCGCAGUUUUUUACGUGUCUGGCGGAGAAAACGGACAUCAUUUCUACUCUCUUUGAGGUCUGGUGCCACGCUUCGGAAAAGGUGCUGCGUGACAGGGCUGAAGUGCUGGUGCAGCUCCUUGCCCGCGUCCCGCAGUGCACCGCGGCAGUGCAACGAUACCUCGAGCGGUACCGUGUGCAAAUUUCUGAGCGUCGCGCGAAGGAUGAAGAGGCGCGACGCAAACAGCUACAACAGAUGCGACAAAACCAAAUGAUGCAGCAGAUGAUGAUGGAGAACAUGGGCAUGGGCGGUGGCGGUGGUGGUAUGUGGUGA
This is a messenger RNA of Trypanosoma rangeli, 1242 nucleotides long. RefSeq lists its product as uncharacterized. The record is from RefSeq and is a predicted model, not a curated record. Lineage: Eukaryota; Euglenozoa; Kinetoplastea; Trypanosomatida; Trypanosomatidae. The transcript has a single exon. The coding region runs from base 1 to 1242 and encodes 413 amino acids.